GCGCAGUUAUUGUUUAUUUUGUCACAGUGUACACAACAUGGCAUAGGGUUAAGAGAAAGUGUAUCUCUAACUAUAAUAGUUAAUCCUGUGAGCAUGCUGACUGGUCUCAUGUAGGGAUCCAAUACCUGCAGGAAAAACACAAGCAGUUUCGAUAACAAGGCUUAGCAGUCCUGGUAUAAGUUACAGGGGAGGGUAGAUCUAUAUUGUAUUAUAGCUGCAACAACACUGUUAGCUAGCUAGCUAGGGAUACCUACUAACUGUCUACCAUUGAAGAGAGACUACCCAUGACAUCCAUGCUGUGUGGACUAGUGUGUGUGGUCCUGCUCUCUGGGCUCACUGCACUGGCAGGGGGACAGCCAGUCUACCUGACUCUGGGAUCUGGUCCUAGUAUCACUACUGACAAUACUGAGAUCCCCAUCACUACCAUUGGAGAGGAUGGUAGUCUCCCUUCUCUCACUUGUCACACUGACCUCACUACCUGCUGUAGAAGUGGUGCUGACAACAAUGGUAAUGGAGCACUAGGACAGUGGACGUUUCCUGAUGGGAGUGUGGUACUGCAAAAUGGUGGCUCAAUGAAUGCUGGACAACAGUUCUACAUUACAAAGAAUUCACAUAAGCUGAUAAGACUGGCUCGUAGAGAGACUACCAACCCCGUCCCUCCAACCGGGUCCUACUGCUGUACUGUACCAACUACUGGAGGAGAGAUGACCCUCUGUGCUAACCUGGUUCCUCCAAUCCUAUGUUCUGAUGAUCUCCCGACCAUCUAUAAUGGAGCCAUAACCUACGCUGAUGGAUCCACUAACAACAGACCAGUGGGUGCUACGGCCACUUACAGCUGCUUCAAUUCCUACACUCUGGUUGGAGUGUCAGUGAGGACUUGUGGGAGUGAUGGAGAGUGGGGCUCAACACCAGCUCCAGUGUGUCAGAUAACCUGCUCUAACCUACCCUCACUGACAAAUGGAAACGUUGACUAUGGUGAUGCUGGAUCCACUGACAACAGACCAGUGGGCACUGUGGCCACCUACACUUGUGUCCCUGGCUACACUCUCAAUGGAGGCAUCACCAGGACUUGUGGGAGUGAUGGAAUGUGGAGUGGGUCAGCUCCAGUGUGUCAGCUUAACUGCCCUGACUUACUCCCACUGAUGAAUGGGAUGAUUAUGCACAAUGGUGGAUCCACUAACAACAGACCUUUUCUCUCUAGUGCUGCACACUCCUGUAACCCUGGCUACAAUCUCACUGGAGGUACUUUCUUUGGAGGUACCACCAGGAUCUGUGUGGGUGGAGGGAUCUGGAAUGGGUCACCUCCAACUUGCCAGCUGAACACAGGACGCACUGAUCCUCCACCCAUCACCUGUUCUGACCUGGCAGCUCUAACUAAUGUAAUGAUUGGCUACAAUAUGGGGGCUUCUAAUCUGAGACCAGUGGACACUGUGGCCACCUACACCUGUAACACUGGCUACACUCUCACUGGAGGCAGCACCAGGACUUGUGGGAGUGAUGGAAUGUGGAGUGGUGAUGUUACAGUGUGUCAAGCUACCUGUCCUGACCUCACUCUACCAGCCAAUGGAGUGAUUAUCUACAGUCCAGCUAACACUUCCAAACUAGAAGGAACAGUGGCUACACAGAGCUGCUUGAAUGGAUACGUACCCUCCACUACCAGCACUGCUACCAGAGUGUGUAGAGCUGACAGAUUGUGGAGUGGAUCAAAUCUCACUUGUCAAUUACCUCCUGUCUACGUCUCCAUGGGAACCACCAACUAUGCUGUUAUGAACUCACAGGUUGCCAUAGAGACCAUCGGAGAUACCAAUGAGACAGCAUUGACUUGCAGAACUGACUCAACUAUUUGCUGUACAGGAAAAGAUAAUCCCAAUAGUGCCAAUGGAUUAGGAUAUUGGCUACUACCAAAUGGAACAGCUGUCACUAGGAGUCAGGACAUUACUGAUUCAGACACUGAUCUACUGUACAGUGUUGGAGAUACAGGUGCACUCAGACUCCAUCGUCGAGGGUCUGUGUCAGGCCCCACUGGCUCCUACUGCUGUGUGAUUCCUGACAAUACUGGAGUAAAUAUGACAUUCUGUGUGCAGUUAGUGCCUGGAGUCAACAUUACCUCUCCUCCAACCACAGCCACUACUGGAGGGGAAACUGAAGCUAGUAACACAGGAGGUGUGGUGGCAGGUGUAGUCAUUGUGUUACUCAUUCUAGCCGCUGUCAUUGUGGUGGGUAUCAUUGUCGGGGUCUACUUCUGGAGGAAACUUCGUGGCAACCAGACCAAGUACAGCCCCUCCCCACGCCAUGCCCCUCCCCCUCGCCCCACCCCCUAUCAAGCAUCCUUCAAGAAGAGCAACGGACAAGACAGUAAAGUCACCAUUGAGAAAGUUGACGAGCCUAGUAUAGAAGAGUUUCCUAGUGAUACUCAUGUGACGGAGGGGGAGGAGGUGUAUCUGAGGGUGAAGGUGGGAGGUCACCCUCCACCCAGUCUCACCUGGUACCACGAUGGUAGGAAGGUCACUGCAGACUAUGCCACAGAACUGGAUCAGGACGGUGGAUUAUCCUUCCCUAGUGUGGAGACUAAGCAUGCUGGUGUGUAUAAACUGGUGGUUACUGGAGCCUCAGGGUCAACAACACAACAGGUCGUCACGGUAACAGUGAUGAGUGAGGGUGGUGAGGCUAGUGAGGGGGUGGAGGGGGUGGACUACGCCCCCAUACCUGUGACAGAGUUUGGAGCGUACGUGGCUGACCUCCAUGCUGGCAGCAAUAAGAAGUUCAAAGAUCUCUACAAGAAUCUGGACAGUGGGGAGAGGGGUCAUCCAGUGAUUAUUUCAGUGACUCCUGAGAACAAACUCAACAACAGAUUUGGCAACAUUGCUGUGUAUGAUGACAACCUCAUUAUCCUAGACCCCAUCCCUGGACAAGAGGACUGUCAGAGUCACUACAUUAAUGCCUGCUAUGUAGACGGAUACAAAAAACCUAAAAAGUUCAUAGCAACACAAGGACCACUGCCGCGAACUCUGGUGGACUUCUGGCGUCUCAUGUGGCAGGAGAGACCACCCAUAAUAGUCAUGCUCACCAACCUCGAGGAGAACAACAAGAUCAAGUGUCAGCCAUACUGGCCAGAGUCUGGGAAGAAGCAGUUUGGACCAUUCACAGUUGCCAUUACAGAUCAGCAGAUAUUGGCUGACUACACCGUCAGGACACUGGAGGCUUCAUUGGAUGGAGACCGCCGUGUGCUGAGAGUCAAGCUAUUCCAUUUCACUGCCUGGCCUGAUCACGGUGUGCCUGACUAUGCCACGCCCAUUCUUGCAUUCCAUCGUCGGGUCCAGUCCCAACACAAGCCAUCGAAAGGUCCUAUUCUGAUCCACUGCAGUGCUGGUGUGGGACGCACAGGCACUUACAUUGCCAUUGAUAAUGUCCUCGAUCAGGUCUCAGUCGAAGGUCUCAUCGAUAUUUCCGGCACCAUUGUCAAAUCUCGUAACCAGAGGAUGAAGCUUGUACAAACACAGGACCAAUAUGUGUUCAUCCACGAUGCUAUCCUGGAGUCAGUGACGUGUGGAGACACUCAGAUCAGUGCUGGAGAUCUGCGCAGACAGAUACAGAAGAUGUUAUCAGUGACCCCGGGAAAAACCAUCUCAGAAUUCCAAUACCAGUUCCAAAUUCUGGAACAAGUUACUCCAAAUCCUAAAGAAGUUCGAAGUCCUAUUGCUGUUAAGAAUGCUGCCAGGAACAGGAACAUGGACUACCUGCCACCUGAGACCAGUCGUGUGAUUCUGAAGGGAGAGCAACCUGACUACAUUCAUGCUGUGUUUGCUCAUGGCUACAAGCAUCAGAAGGCAUACAUCAUUGCCCAGAAUCCACUGGACUCAACUGUGCGUAACUUCUGGAAGGUGAUCUUUGAAAGGAAGUGUGCGGCUGUUGUGAUGUUGACUCCACUCAGUGAGAAUGGGCAGGAGGGAUGCUCCCAGUACUGGCCAGAGAGUGGCAAUGUCACCUCCUUCGGUGAGUUCACCAUCGAUAACUUGGGGGCGGAAACCAACACUGGAUUCGUUAUGAGGCAACUGAGCGUCCUCAAUGAAAAUACCCAAAAGGCCCACCAAGUGAUCCAGUUCCACAUCACUAACUGGAAGAGCAGUGGAAAGUGUGAGAACCUCAAAACUGUAAUUGACGUGAAUGAGGAGGUUAUAAAGGUUCAAAGGAGGACUGGAAACAAGGCAAUUGUGGUCCACUGCAGUGACACUGCGACCCGCUCUGGUAUGUACUGCUCCAUAGCUACUACCAUUGACCGUUGCAAGACAGAGGGAGUGGUGGAUGUGUUUCAGGUGGUCAAGGCUCUCAGGGUCCACAAGCCAGGGGCAGUACCCUCAGUCGACAACUACAAGGAUCUGUUUGAUGCUACUCUGGUCUACUUGGACUCUUUUGACAACUAUGCCAACUUCCAAGAUAUUUGAACUAUACUAUAACUAUGGAAGAACUUAGAAUUUUCGCAAAACCAUAAUUAUAUAAUAAUAAUAAUUAUAUAGAGCAUUUUAUUUUGUAAAUGGAUUUAUAAGACAACUUUACGUUUCCAAAUAACAAAUAUUAUUAGCAGA
Halichondria panicea is the source of this 4583-nucleotide messenger RNA. RefSeq lists its product as uncharacterized. NCBI's taxonomy places the organism in Eukaryota, Metazoa, Porifera, Demospongiae, Suberitida, Halichondriidae. Gene Ontology annotation, molecular function: protein tyrosine phosphatase activity. Bases 285 to 4442 code for a protein of 1385 amino acids. The record is from RefSeq and is a predicted model, not a curated record. The transcript is spliced from 25 exons. Gene Ontology annotation, biological process: protein dephosphorylation.